Molecule: messenger RNA, 2421 nt
Organism: Fundulus heteroclitus (mummichog)
Lineage: Eukaryota; Metazoa; Chordata; Actinopteri; Cyprinodontiformes; Fundulidae
Gene: slc37a2
Product: solute carrier family 37 member 2
Exons: 18
Coding region: 512-2026 (504 amino acids)
Biological process (GO): phosphate ion transmembrane transport; glucose-6-phosphate transport
Cellular component (GO): endoplasmic reticulum membrane
Molecular function (GO): glucose 6-phosphate:phosphate antiporter activity
Source: RefSeq, a predicted model, not a curated record
GCCGGCCCGCUGCUGGCGUCGGGGAGGCUCCUCCUGGAAAACCGCAAGGAGAAGUGCAUCUCCUCCGCGUAAUUAUUAGUCACUCUUCACUCUUUUUCCGUCGCCUUUCCGCGCUGUAACGUUUAAUUCGGGGUCGGUGGGAGGUAGGCUGGCUCUUCUCUCCGGGGUAUAAAAACUUAGAGACACACCAUGGAGCUCUGCUGGAUGUUAACGGACUCUAUCUCCGUGCUGGAAGCCGGGCAGCAGCCGUUGUUCACGCACAGCAGCUAACGUCUGCUUUUAUCCUCCUCCUCCUUCAUUCAACCACCCUUUCCCGUUUUAUUCCUCCCUUCUUCUUUUUUUAAUUUUUUUUUUUAACCCAGACGGCUCUCCUUCAGGAAGCUUUUUUUUUUCUCUGUAGUGUAGCUCUAAACUCCGUAGCCUUAUCUGAGCGGUAUCUCUGCUUCGAGGACACCAUGUUUAGGGUCAAGUAACCGUUGCUGCGUGAAGUUUUAACCGGUCUUUUUUAAUCAUGAAGUCUCCUCUGGCUCCUGGGGUCCGACUGAUCACCUCCUUUUCUCGGGACAGCUGGUAUCGCGGGUUUAUCCUCUUCCUCACAUUCCUCUUCUACACAGCCUACCACCUGUCCAGGAAGCCCAUCAGCAUCGUUAAGAGCCAGCUGCACAGGAACUGCUCUUUAGUCAUUCGCCCGGCUGACCUCAACAUAACCAACAAUGAGACCUGGUGUGACUGGUCGCCGUUUGACCAGGACAACUACCAGACCCUCUUUGGAGUCCUGGACAACUCCUUCCUCAUCGCCUACGCCAUCGGCAUGUUUUUCAGUGGGAUCUUUGGAGAGCGCCUUCCUCUGCGCUACUACCUCAGUUUUGGGAUGCUGAUGAGCGGAUUGUUCACAUGCCUGUUCGGCCUCGGCUUCUACUGGAACAUCCACUCCUUAGGGUACUACGCCUUCGUCCAGGUCAUGAACGGACUCAUGCAGACCACCGGCUGGCCAGCCGUGGUGGCUUGUGUCGGAAACUGGUUCGGAAAGGGGAAACGCGGGUUCAUCAUGGGUGUCUGGAACUCCCACACCUCUGUGGGAAACAUCCUGGGCUCCCUCAUCGCUGGAGUCUUCGUCUCCUCCGAGUGGGGAAUGUCCUUCAUCGUCCCAGGACUCAUCAUCGCCUGCACCGGCAUCCUGUGCUUCUUCUUCCUGGUUGAAAAGCCUGAAGAUGUGAACUGCUCUCCUCCUCAGCAUCACGUUGUGCAGGAGAACGGUGAGACCGAGGUGCAGGAGAACGGUGAGACCGAGCCGCUGCUGCGGAACGGGAACAGAAGCAUCAACGGCGCCGUAUCCACGGAGACUCCGCAGAUCGUAGAGGAGCACUCCGAGGCUAUAAGUUUCGUCGGGGCUCUCUGUAUACCUGGAGUGGUGGAGUUCUCUCUCUGUCUCAUGUUUGCCAAACUGGUCAGCUACACCUUCCUGUACUGGCUGCCUCUCUACAUCUCAAAUGUUGCACAUUUUGAAGCAAAGCAAGCGGGAGACAUGUCGACGUUAUUCGAUGCGGGAGGAAUCCUGGGGGGCAUCCUGGCCGGCCUGGUGUCUGACUUCACAGGAGGAAGAGCCUCAACCUGCUGUGUCAUGCUGAUUGCUGCUGCGCCAAUGCUCUUCGUCUAUAAUUACGUCGGACAACGGAGCCUCGGGAUCACAGUGGGUAUGCUGCUGCUGUGUGGCGGUCUGGUGAACGGACCUUACGCCCUGAUCACCACAGCUGUGUCUGCCGACCUGGGAACACACGAGAGUCUGAGAGGGAACUCCAGAGCUUUAUCGACAGUUACUGCAAUCAUUGACGGCACCGGAUCAAUAGGUGCAGCGUUGGGUCCUUUGUUCGCCGGUUUGAUCUCGCCCACCGGCUGGAACAACGUCUUCUACAUGCUCAUCUCCGCUGACAUCUUAGCCUGCCUGUUUUUGACCCGACUCGUCUUUAAGGAAAUUAAAGGCUGGUGUGGACGGAUCCCCCGAGCCAGAGGGUUUAAAGAAAUCUGAUCCAGUCACACAAUCAGAACAAGCUGAAGCGCAAACAUUCAGAGCGGGGAACCGUCACCGAACCCGACCUCACCUCACUGUACAGCCAAAGAAAACCAAGCCGGAAGAUUCAACUCAUUAAGCUGAUGAUUGAAGCUUUCUUUUUGUAUAACUACGAAAAAUGUCUCUAUGCUGAGACAUGUUUUAAUCACCUCAUUCUGAGUUGUUUUAAUACUCUUUUAUCAUGAACCUGUAUAUAUGUUUAAUUGUCUUAAUCUUGUUUUGGUUUCUCUGUCUCCUUGUGAGGAAUCUCUUGGGAAAUCCAAUGAACUCUAUCAGAGGACUCAGAUAUGCUGUAAAAAGGCUUUUUGCUGCUCAUUUCAUCUUGAAGUAUAAAAUUAUUUCAAAGAAUCAAA